Molecule: messenger RNA, 2634 nt
Organism: Cottoperca gobio
Lineage: Eukaryota; Metazoa; Chordata; Actinopteri; Perciformes; Bovichtidae
Gene: kcnk4a
Product: potassium channel, subfamily K, member 4a
Exons: 6
Coding region: 23-1915 (630 amino acids)
Biological process (GO): stabilization of membrane potential; potassium ion transmembrane transport
Cellular component (GO): plasma membrane
Molecular function (GO): potassium ion leak channel activity; outward rectifier potassium channel activity
Source: RefSeq, a predicted model, not a curated record
AGGGGGGGUCCACGGGGAGAAAAUGCGGUGUACCACCCUCUUGGCCCUGCUGACGGGGGUCAUGCUGUACCUGGUGAUGGGAGCGCUUGUUUUCCGUACCCUGGAGUUCCCCAAGGAGAAUUUGGCGUACGAAACAUUGGUCGCUACCAAGAACACCUUUCUUGAUAAUAACUCCUGUGUCACCGAGCAGGACUUCCACAGGCUGGUGAAGGGAGUGGUGUCUGCGGUGGAGGCGGGCCUGGAUGUGAACAACCUUCCUGUCAACUUCACCAGCCGCUGGGACCUGGCCUCCGCCUUCUUCUUCUGUGGUACCAUCAUUACCACCAUAGGUUUUGGGAACCUGUCUCCUCGGACACGGUACGGCCAGUUGUUCUGCGUGUGCUACGCCCUGGUGGGCAUCCCCAUGUUUGGUAUACUGCUCGCUGGAGUGGGUGACCACAUGGGCACAGUGCUGCGGAGAGCUGUGGCCAAGAUUGAAACUCUUUUCCUGAAGCGUAAGGUCCGGCCGACUACUGUGCGUGUGAUCUCAGCCGUUCUCUCCAUCCUGAUUGGUUGUCUGAUCUUCCUCGCUGUGCCAACAGUCGUGUUUCAGAAGGUGGAGGACUGGUCAUUUCUGGAGUCACUCUACUUUGUGGUCAUCACUCUCACCACCGUUGGCUUCGGGGACUACGUACCAGGUGGUGGUCGUGAAGGUGGCUGGUUCUUCAAGCCUCUGGUGUGGUUGUGGAUAGUGUUUGGUCUCGCCUACUUUGCCUCCAUCCUCACCAUGAUAGGUAACUGGCUGAGGGUGCUGUCUAAGAGGACCCGCGCUGAGAUGGAGGAGUUGAGGGCCCACGCUACAGACUGGACCCAGAACAUCCAGAACAUGUCCAUGGACUUCCGCAUCCCAAACCCUCUUGAGUUCAACGACCCUUUCCUCCUGCAGCGCCGGCGCUGGAAACGUAGUGAGCGUCGCCGCAUCCGUCGGGGGGGCGAGUGCACUCUGGGAUACAUGGCCCGUGGAGGAUCUGAAAAUGGACACCUGCCAAACCGCUGGGCCAGCCUCUCCCGCUCCAUGAGCCGGCUCGACGCCCAUUCCUCUCUUGAGAGGGCGUUGGUGGCCAAGUCCAGGCCACGGGUCAGUGCUGGAGGUGGAACAGUCCCGAGAGCAGGGCCUGCAUGGAGAGUUGACCCUCCUUUGGGUCCGCAGUUGGAGGGCAGGUCACUUCCUCACCUGCUGGCCCGCUCAUUCUCCCUCCCUGUGGCCUGCUCCACCAUAGAACUGGACGCACCAGGUGCAGCUACGCAGGGAGGAUCUCUCUCUGGGUCUGAGUCUCCUUUUGACUCCAGAUCAGACGUCUCCUCGGUCUCCUCAUCCUUUUUGGUGCUUCAUAAGUCGCAGCCAUGCCAUACAGUCCACAACAUGGAGGAGGGAGGAGCGAGAGCCGCAGACAUGAAGACGGCACAAGAGAAGGACAAACUGAUUCCAGCAGAGAAAAGUGUAUUUGUAGCCAACAAUAGCCACAGACGUUCACCUGCUCCUGUUUUGCGUUCUCGCUUCACCCCUCUUCGUCCUUCUUAUCAUCCUUCUCGCAAUCCAAUCCACCUUCCCUCCCCUCCCCUCCAUGCCGCCUCCGUACCAAGCUGCCAGCUGCUGGAUUUCUUUGGAGAGAACCUGGCGUACAUCGACGAGUCCUCAGACACUCUGAGUGACCGUGCUCAGCCAGGAGGAAGCGAGGAAAGAAGGAGACGGCCACGAAAGCCCAAAAGGAGGAUUAUUAGGAGGCAGCUGUCGCACAGGUGGAGCCCCCCGCAGGUGAGGAAGCCCAACAGUGACAUGCAGCCGCCGUCAAAUCCCCCCACACCACCGCCAGACUCCUCUCUUUCAGAUGUGCCCAGAUCGGAGAACCAGGCAGGUUCAUCUCCGACACUCUGACAGCCACUCACAAGUGACAGAACAUAAAGCUGUGGGUUUACAGCAGAUUUGACACUCCGACCACUUAGAACGUACAGUAUAAAGGCACGUGCAAAUCUCGCCAUCAUGAAUAUAGCUGAAGUUCAGGAUAUUUUUUAGUAUUUAAGAUAAGCCUCACAAAGUCAGCCCACAAGUUUUGCUUUGAUACUUUGUGAUCCGACAGAUGAUUGACAACUGCUUCCCUUCAGACAUGAGGAUGAUAAGACAUUAACAUAUCGUACUGCAUCAUUUACUGAUCUUUGCUUCCGUUUUUCAAACAGUGAACGAGACUAAGAGUCUGCAGCCACGCAAACGGUUCUGUGAGAAUUUACUGAAGCGAAUUUCAUCUGACUAACUAUUUCUUCUUAAAAAUCAUCUGAGCCCAAUUAUGCCUGGAAGACUCGAUGUCCUUAAUAAUCAAGCAGGUCCCAGUGAGCUUUGAUAAACUAAACGGGCACUUUGGCAAUUACCAGAAAUACGUUACACAAGUGUGCCUGUUCGGACAAACUUUUCAUACCAUAUUAAAGGGCGACGUGAAUGUCUGUACAAAAUAUUACGCCCAUCCAUCCAGAAGUGGUUGAGAUAUUUCAGCCGGGACUAAAGUUGGUAAAACGACCAACAUUGUGACCUAUGUUUUUCUCAAAGACAUUUUUGAUAAAGUUGUUUGCCUUCCAAACAAGGGAAUCAUGCUUCCCUUUAAA